UUUUGGGCACAGAGAGAGAGAGAGAGGGAGGGAGAGAGAGAGCGAGCAAAGAGUUGGUGAUGGCUUUACAGAAUUUACCUUCCCUGCUUCGACACAAAGGCCUUCGGAGCUCCAGUGCCAUCAGGAAUGUGAACAUUUGUGGCGUUGCGACAUCCCUCAGUAAGUCGACUCUGCCGCUGCCAUGGAUGCCGAGUACGCAGCACUUUCAAACUCUUCAUCCCUGGACUGGUUCGCUUCAAUCAGGGAAUACUCGAAAACCUCCUGCCUAUGUUGAAGGAAAUUCUCAAAGUCGAGGGCUUUAUAGGGAUCUUGUUCUUCGUCCCCAUCACAGUCCUAAAUUCCAUAAAGCUCUUAAAGGUGAAGCUGCGAUGCGUUUUCUGACGCAACCAGCUGCUGCUUCUGUCCAUGGGUCUCUUGUUUGCUUAGCUUUCCUUCAAGAUGGUGAGGCAUCCGUGGUAAUGUCUGGAACUGUGGUACGUUCAGAUGGUAUAGUUGCAACUUCCACUGAUUGUUUGAGACAUCUCAAAGGCACUGAAUACAAGAUUGGUGUCAAGAUUCUUGGUCGUCCAGAGAAAUACGAGGGUGUCUUGUUGCAUACUGAUUCUCUAUCCAAAAUAGCUUUUGUGAAGAUUUUAUGUUGUCGACAACUACAAGUACCAGAAUGUGGAAAGUUGGAGUCUGAGCGAGAAGGAGAUGAGGUGGUUGCCGCGGGCAGUGUUCGGGUGUAUGGUAAUUGGACGAAUGCAACACCUGGUUAUUCUCUUGGUUUGUUCAGAUCUAUUGAUGAUGACGUGGAAAAAGCAGUCUCUCACAAUGCAAGGACAUCUGGGCAGUUGAUAAAAGCAUCAUUUCCUAUUGGAAAACAUUUUACUGGGGGAGCUCUCGUCAGUGAGUAUGGAGGAGUUCUUGGUGUCAUUCGCAAGAUACGUGCCUCUGAAACCCAAGCAAUUCCAAUUGAGGAUGUUUUGAAGUAUUUGGAGUAUUUUGAGAAACAUGGGGAACAUGCAAAAGAUGUGGAGGGUGCAUGAUUUCGAUCGCAUGGUUACAAGGCUAUUUCUGGUAAUGGUGUUUCUUUGGAGACUCCAUAAGCUGCUGUUUUAUUUUGUCCUGGUAUGUAGUGUAGUGUAAUGGUAUGUAAUGCAUAUUUAAACACUGCACUGUAGGUUUUUUUUUCCCUAUAUUUAAGUCUGGUUUGUUGUGACUUUCGUAUUUAUCUUGUGUGGUGUAACUAAGCAAGUUAAAUUUGAAGGCUCGUUGGUUUAUCCGAUCUUGAGUAAAGUUUAUUCCGCUUUAGAUC
This is a messenger RNA of Rhododendron vialii, 1297 nucleotides long. RefSeq lists its product as uncharacterized. The transcript has 10 exons. The record is from RefSeq and is a predicted model, not a curated record. The coding region runs from base 60 to 1028 and encodes 322 amino acids. Lineage: Eukaryota; Viridiplantae; Streptophyta; Magnoliopsida; Ericales; Ericaceae.